Nothobranchius furzeri (turquoise killifish) is the source of this 5011-nucleotide messenger RNA. It is a transcript of the gene arsb, whose product is annotated as arylsulfatase B. The record is from RefSeq and is a predicted model, not a curated record. Lineage: Eukaryota; Metazoa; Chordata; Actinopteri; Cyprinodontiformes; Nothobranchiidae.
UGCGGUGGAGGCGGACGUUUUCAAUCUGCGGAACAAGGAAGUGGCGCGUCAUGGGAUGUUUUUGUCGGUGUUUUGUCUCUCUGCCCUUGUACAGUUAAGGAAAACGCUGCCUCGUCGGCUCAGUAGCCGCUGGUUCAGCUUCAGCCUCUUCCUCCUUCUUAGCCUCGGACUCCAACAGCGCUUCAGAGCUGUUUAAAAUGCGGCUCGAAGUCAGAACUCGGGUGCUUUCCUGGAUCUUCGCUGCUGUGUUGGUAGUUAACUCUCGCGCUGCACAGCAGCCGAACGUCGUCUUCAUCCUGGCAGACGACUACGGCUGGUACGACGUCGGCUAUCACAGCUCGGAGAUUAAGACGCCCAACCUGGACAAGCUCUCGGCUAAAGGAGUCCGGCUGGAGAACUACUACGUCCAGCCUCUCUGCACCCCAUCCAGGAACCAACUGAUGACCGGAAGGUACCAGAUCCACACGGGCAUGCAGCACCAGAUCAUCUGGCCCUGCCAGCCAUACUGUAUCCCUCUAGAUGAGAAGCUGCUCCCUCAGCUCAUGAAGGAGGCAGGCUACGACACACACAUGGUGGGCAAGUGGCACUUGGGCAUGUACAGGAAGGACUGCCUGCCCACACGCCGGGGCUUUGACACUUACUUUGGUUAUUUAACAGGAAGUGAAGAUUACUUCACGCACCAGCGCUGUUAUCACAUCGCUCCUCUGAACCUGUCCCGCUGUGCCCUGGACCUGAGGGAUGGGGAGGAGGCCACCGCCGCCUAUAAAGGAGCCUACUCCACUGAGCUGUUUGGCCAGAGAGCCGUCAGCAUCAUCAACAAACACGAGUCCACCAAGCCGCUCUUCCUUUAUGUAGCCCUGCAGUCGGUGCAUGAACCCCUGCAGGUGCCGGAGCGCUACUUGGCCCAAUACAGCUUCAUCAAAGACCACAAUCGGCGCAUGUAUGCAGGCAUGGUUUCAUCCAUGGAUGAAGCUGUGGGCAACAUCAGCCUGGCUUUGCAGCAGGGAGGCCUGUGGGACAACACCGUCCUUGUGUUUUCCACAGAUAACGGGGGCCAGACGUUAGCUGGUGGCAGCAACUGGCCUUUGCGGGGGAGGAAGUGGUCCCUGUGGGAAGGAGGGGUCCGAGGAGUGGGAUUUGUCACCAGCCCGCUGCUGGAAACACCUGGAACUGUCAACCGUGAGCUCAUCCACAUCUCCGACUGGCUGCCCACUCUUGUGGGCCUGGCAGGUGGGAGCACCAACAGCACGAAGCCUCUUGACGGGUUCGAUAUGUGGAGCACAAUCAGCAGAGGGUCUGCCUCACCCAGACUGGAGCUGCUGCACAACAUCGACCCUUUGUAUGUUGACAUCUCUCCAUGCCCUGGCAGGCAACAGCACUUGACUUUGGCUCAGGGGGUCAGUGGAGACUCGUGGGCCAACUCUAGCUUCAAUGUGUCCAUUCACGCGGCCAUCCGAUCCUCCAACUGGAAGCUGCUGACGGGAUACCCAGGUUGUGAUGUUUGGUUUCCUCGGCCUGAACAAAACACCUCAGAGUCCGUCUCAUUUAAAGUGGAUCCUCUAAAGCCUGUGAUGCUGUUUGAUGUAGAAAAAGAUCCACAGGAAAGAAACGAGGUGUCUGCUCAGUUCCCCAAAGUGGUCGAGCACCUCCUCAACAGACUCCAUAAGCUCCAGAGAACUGCAUCACCCAUAAACUUCCCCGAUGAUGACCCCAGAUGUGACCCGGGCCCCGCUGGAGCCUGGGGGCCUUGGGCUUAGAUAGACAACACGACGUAUGCGGGAGGACUUAAGGUGUUAUGAAGGAUUUUUUGCACUUUGAUUUCUGGGGAUUAUGAAAGCAAAGAAAAUGAUGAAUGGUUUUACUUUUGGCCUUUUUAUUCCUUUUCUAAUGUUGACUGGUAUAUUAGAUUUUUUUAUUCAGCAUUUAAAGAGCUCAGUGACACAUUUGACCUUUGUAGACAUUGAAUGUUUUAUUUUGUGAAAUUAUGUAUUAGAAUUUUUUUUAACCUAAAGUACAGCAGCCAAAAUUUCAUCUGCAAAAAUUCAACAACAAACGGGGUUGUCUCCUGGUGACACAGGUCAAAGCAGUCGUCAGUCGAUCGAGUCGACGCCUCCGGAAGAUGGUUACCCCUGCUUUCCACAGGAGCCGUCAGCAGCACGUCAUAGCUGCUGAUAGGAACCGCUGUGGUCAACAGAACCUUUUCCACUGGAGCCGUCAGCAGCGCGAGUCGGCCGCGUCUCAGGAGCAGCAUGUCGCGGCCUUUACACGCCGGUUCUAUUUUCUACGCACGACGCCUCUGAAACGGGUCAAGUUUGACAUUUUGGGGGAAGGAAAGACAGGAAAUCCGACGCGGAAACGGAGAGAAGCUCCCGAGAUUCCAGAAUAAAGAAACGUACUGCCUUCCGGUUGCUUUACUUUUAAAAACAGUUACUAAAUGUGCGUCCCCGUGAGAAGUUAUCACCUAGCUAGCGGUCUCCUUUGUUUUCAGGUCCGUAUUGGCGAUUAUAAAACGGACAGAACAUAAAACACAAACCUUUUGGAGCCAUGUUGUAGUUUUCUCCUGCUUGUUGUGUUUACUGACGAAGUCACUCGUGUGACUUCGUGCUCGGUCGGUGACAGCUGCUCCCCUGCUGCUUCGCGUCUCGUGGGAAGGGCCAAGCAGUAGUUUACGUGAGAAAGACGUGCUGCUGACGGCUCCUGUGGAAAGCCGGGGUUAGGGCCAAUGAAAAGAAAAAGGGAAUUCUGACUUUAAUCUCAGAGAAAAAAAGUCAGAAUUCUCUUCCUUUUCUUUUUUUUUUCAAUGGACCUAAUCCUUUUUCGUAGACUCCUCACUGCUGUCACAUAAUCGGAGAUGCGUAAUUUGAUCGGUUAAAAGCCACUAGACUUUCCCCAGGAGGUCGCCUCAUAAAUUAAAUAAAAAGAAGAAUUCUUGCAGCUGAAAUCCAUAAAUGUUUCCUUUCUUGUUUUUUGAGGUGCUGCAGAUCUGAAUCGGAAGCAUCAAAACAUGUUAAACCAAAAGGAAUCAUGUCAAUUAGAAAUGACUGAAUUAAGCAAGAACAAUAUGCUUCAUGUGAACAUCCUAAAUGGCUCAUCCCUUCAAAGGGCCUGAAUCUGAGAGCAACAGUUCUGAUUUUACCCUUUUACGAAUAUCAGCACACACACUGUUAAAUUAUUGUCUGUUUCAGUAUUAAAUUAGUGUUUGUAUUCAGAUCUUUUUACAUAUUAGAUCAGGAAGGCCAGGCAUGGUUUGGAUGUGUAAUGAGGACGGGUAGUGGAGAUGUUAGUAGAAGGAAGGUUUAGGUUGGAUCUGUCAGGUUUACUAGACGUCCACAGAAGGAGGUGGAGAGAAAGACCAAAGCUGAGAUAUAUAGACCCUUUUACUGUUUGUAAACAAUAUGACGUCAGUGAGAAUGCGCGCGCAGCUUGGCAACAGAGAAUGGCGUUGUGUCAGGCUUUACCAAGCUACGCUGCGGGGUUAUCACCGGCAAAUCUUGAACGUUAUAUUAUUAAACUCGCUUUAACGAAUGGCAACAGACUCCCGGAUCCCUGUGGCAUUACGGAAUGGGUGGAAGAUGUAGGUGCGUGGCCAGAUAUCCAGUGGCCCGAUAUAUAUACGUUUUUAGUGGAGAGGCCCAGUAAGUACACACGUGAGAAGCUAGGGGCAUACAAAUCGUUAGAUGCAUACAACUAUGUUGUCUGUGGCCACGUACAGAAAGUAAAUAUCACCACAUAGACUCUGAGUUUUGCGUCUUGAAGGCAGAAGUCCUUCCUAGCCAAAGACAAGGACACAAGACUGCUAUGUACGAGGCUUGGGUCAUAGUAAACAAACCAGAGAACUAUGUCUUCACAGCCAACUGUACCUGCAUGGCAGGGUGAGUAUAGUUUCUUUUUUAGCGUGCUCAGAGUACAAUCGUGUUAAUUUCAGAGAAAUACGGUUUACACUAAUAUGCAGUGGGAAAAUACAGAUGAAUUAGAAUGAAAUGUUAAUUUGAAGCAUGAAAUAAAGCGUAUAAAUUUGUUUAAUUCUGUCAUUUUGAUGUUCCAGACUUGAGCUUUGUGUUAGGAUGGGAAAAACAGAAAAGGCUGCAGUUACAUCUCAGGCAUGUGCAUGGAAAGACCUGAGCAGGAAAAAUGUAGAACCAGCUCCACUGAAGAUGAUCAGUUUCCACAAACCGAAGAAGUUUUGCAUACAGCUCCCAGCUGCUUCCGAAACUGUUAGGAGGAGCAGUGUCACACUAAGAGGCAUGUAAAGAAUGACAAAUGUGUAUCGCCUCCGAUUUUGUUAAAAUGGAUGUGCUCCCUUCGGAAUUCUGUAAAGUUUCAGUCCACUGCUUGAAGAGAAGCAAUUCUGGCAUCCAUACACGCAACAACCCGACAUUUUUAUGUGCUUAGAACUUCAAAACAAAGGGUUUAAAAUGCUGUUUUAAUAUUGAGUGUGAGUGAGGAAGCCUUCACUCUCGUUGCCAGGCUGCACGCGCAACUUUUGAUGACGUAGGCAGUAAAAGGGUUUAUAUGGAUACAUGGAAGUAGUAGGUGACUAGUGGAAAAGUAGAGGACUAGGGUCACAGGAAGCUGGUGUCUAACUCCAGUGAUGAGAGGGUGGAGACACCCUGGACAGGUCUCCAGUCCAACAAAGUGUCACACACAACUAGGGAGAAUUUAGAGUCUCUAAAAACUUGACAUGCAUGUUUUUAGUUUGUGGGAGGAAACCCAUGGAUGACGACACGCAGAGAGGCGGCAGAAGUGGGAGUCAAAUCAGCAACCUUCUGCAAGGAAACCAACUGCACCAGCAUGCAUCCCUGCUGUGGAGACCCCUGAGGGGAAAUGGAGUCUCUAGUGACUUGAAACUUCAUCACGCCUCACAAAGAGCUAGAUCCAGCAGCUCCUACACAUCUGUGGAAUAUUCUUCACUUUUCAAAACUCUCAGGAAAACCAGAAUGGUUAUUUUUGAUCAGCUUGUCUGCUGUUUUCAGGACUGAUGUUGGAUAAGUAAAUGUUUAUUGAAACCGUA